AUGGUGGCUGUCUUCUACAAAGACAUGUUGAGCUGGUACUUACUCACCCUCAAGAUCCGCGAAAAACUCGAAGCCGAAAACCAAGGAUCCGAACCUGUCAACCAAGAUCAAAACCUUCUCCCUUUACAAGUCACCAGAUCCGAUCAAGACCAAAACAUUCAUAACCACGAGCAGACUCUGUCCGAAACCGGUAAGAUCGAGGUAACCAAAGAGAGCCCAAAAGAGACACGAGAUGAUUGGGUGAUCUCAAUCACUGACAAACUCGAGCAAGCAGAUAGAGAUGACGACACGACCAUCUGGGGAAAGCUCUGUAUCUACAGAGUUCCAUAUUACUUGCAAGAAAACGACAACCAAUCGUAUUUUCCUCAAACCGUGUCUCUUGGUCCGUACCACCAUGGCAAGAAACGGCUCCGGUCCAUGGACCGUCACAAAUGGCGCGCGGUCAAUAGAAUCUUGAAACGUACGAACCAAAGCAUUAAAAUAUAUAUUGACGCAAUGAGAGAGCUCGAGGAGAAGGCUCGAGCUUGCUAUGAAGGUCCUUUGGGUUUGAGCAGUAACGAGUUCGUGGAAAUGCUUGUUCUUGAUGGUUGUUUUGUGCUUGAGCUCUUCAGAGGAGCCGUUGAAGGAUUCACGGAACUCGGAUAUGCACGCAAUGAUCCGGUUUUCGCGAUGAGAGGAUCGAUGCAUUCAAUUCAACGUGAUAUGAUAAUGCUGGAAAAUCAGCUCCCUUUGUUCAUUCUAAACCGGUUACUAGAGCUACAGCUUGGUACGAAGAACCAAACCGGUUUAGUGGCGCAAUUAGCAGUUCGGUUCUUUGAUCCACUAAUGCCAACAGACGAGCCAAUGACCAAAACCGACCAGUCAAAACUCGAGAACUAUCUGGCAGGAGAUAAAGCCUUUGACCCAUUCGCCGACAUGGGCGAGUUGCACUGUCUUGAUGUUUUCCGUCGAAGUCUGCUCCGGUCUAGUCCUAAACCAGAGCCGAGGUUAUCAAGAAGGAGAUGGUCUAGGAACACACGUGUGGCGGACAAGCGCCGACAACAGCUGAUACAUUGCGUGACGGAACUGAAAGAGGCCGGUAUCAAGUUCAGGAGAAGAAAAACCGACCGGUUUUGGGAUAUUCAAUUCAAUAACGGUUAUCUAGAGAUACCAAGGCUACUUAUUCAUGAUGGUACCAAAUCUCUUUUCUUGAACCUUAUAGCUUUUGAGCAGUGCCAUAUUGACUCGAGCAAUGACAUAACAUCCUACAUAAUCUUCAUGGACAAUCUAAUAGAUUCUCAUGAAGAUGUGAGCUACUUGCACUACUGCGGUAUUAUCGAACAUUGGCUAGGGAGCGAUGCUGAGGUUGCGAAUUUGUUCAACAGGUUAUGUGAAGAAGUUGUUUUUGAUACAGAAGAUAGUUAUCUAUCUCGGUUAUCAGCUGAGAUUAACCGUUAUUACAAUCAGAAGUGGAAUGCUUGGAGAGCUGCCUUGAAACACAAGUACUUCAACAAUCCAUGGGCAGUUGUGUCUUUCUGUGCUGCAGUUAUUCUACUAGUGCUCACAUUGUGUCAGAGUUUUUAUGCUGUUUAUGCUUAUUAUAAGCCACCUUCUUAGCAUUCAUUACUUUUGUAGCUCACUUUUUUUUAUUCAAAAUGAAUAUAUGUGUGUGUUAUAAUUAUAUGUAUGUAUUAUCUUUAUUUCAAGGUAUGAACGUUGAUAUUGUAACACUCGGGUUUCUAAAAUCAUUGGAUGCGGUCUAUUUGUUACA
Molecule: messenger RNA, 1750 nt
Organism: Brassica rapa (field mustard)
Lineage: Eukaryota; Viridiplantae; Streptophyta; Magnoliopsida; Brassicales; Brassicaceae
Product: UPF0481 protein At3g47200
Source: RefSeq, a predicted model, not a curated record